Messenger RNA from Episyrphus balteatus (marmalade hoverfly), 7202 nucleotides. RefSeq lists its product as uncharacterized. The record is from RefSeq and is a predicted model, not a curated record. Lineage: Eukaryota; Metazoa; Arthropoda; Insecta; Diptera; Syrphidae. The coding region runs from base 995 to 4213 and encodes 1072 amino acids. The transcript has 11 exons.
CAGCCGUCAGCGCGUUCGGUGGGUGGCACAGAGUGAACGAGAAAGAGAACGAAAGAGCAAACAAAAAAAAAAAAGAAACAUCGAGUUUUAAGUUUUUUUUUCUUCUAUGUUCGUUUGGUAGAAAAAAAUAAUUUUCUCAAUUGCCUUUGCGAAGUGAAAGAAAUAUUUUUUUAGGUGGUUCAUUUUCUUGUGUCGCGAAUAUCGAUAUCGAUAAUAAAUUUGAAGUGUGUGCUGCUUCUUCUGCUUCUGUGUGUAUGUGUGUCUGAUUUUGUAUAUCCUUCUCCAAGUGCAAUGAAAGAGUGCAAUAAAUUUACAACACACAACAAAAAAUAAAGAGAAAAAAAAAGUGAAUUGAUUUUUUUUUCUUUUUUUUUGGUUUCUUACAUUGCUGAUUAACGGUAUUAAGAGUACUUUGUGAUUAGCUUUUUUUUUGUACAAAUACUAGCUACUGUUUUUUUUUUUUCCUUCUUCUUUUAUAAUUCUUUGGUCAACUUUUUUGACAAGAGUGUUUAAGUGGAGUGACAUUGUGCUGCUGCAACGGCGAACGAAAAAAGUGAAGAGAGGAGAGAAACGUGUGGAACGUGUUUUUAUAUUAAAGCUGCACACGAGAAUUAACGAGAUAAAUUUCUUACAGAAUUGAAGCCGAAAAAAACCCAUAAAGUGUGUGUGCAGGAGCAAAAUAAGAAAGAAAGAAGAAUAUUUUAGUGUUGCAUAAAAUUUUAUGGAAGAAAUGGCGGCGGCGAUGACCUAAAAGGAAAAUUCUACUCUGCACUAUAAAUAAUAUCCCACCCAACAGGAACAGUCAAGAUCGCACAAAUGCAGGGAAUAAAGUAUUAAACAUGUAUUAAAAAAUGACUUGUCAGGCUUGACGCAUUUUGAUAUGUUUUUAUUUUUUUAUUUAUUUGAAUAAGUAUUAGACGUUUUUUUUACGUUAAAGAGAGAGAGAUAGGGGAGGGCAAAGAACACAACAACAAAAGAACAACAAUCUAAUAUAAUGACAGACUCGUUGAAAUUAGCAGAAAUGCAACGUACUAGCAUUGAAUUCGAACGACAACGACAUCUGGCGAAUUGGUUUAUAAAAAGUAGUCCACACAUGGCAACGCCUACGAGUCCAAUGAAUGGUAGUGGUGCUCCAUCAACAAAUGGUGCUGCCAAUUCUUCCUCAUCUACCACACAACAACAACAACAACAAAUAAUAACAACUUCAUCAGGGAACGGUACAAAGAAUGGAACAAUCACCACAACGAAUCCGUUGUUUUUUAUAAUGCCCAAUAGCAGCAAUGGCAAUCACCAUCAUUCAUCAUCACAUCAUCAAGCAUCAGCAACAGUGGCAGUAACAGCGGCAAAUGUAGUAGGGAAUAGCAGUGGCGGCGGUGCCACACCAUCAGGUAAACAAACUGGCGUUGGCGUUGGCGGCGGUGGCGUUAGUGCAUCAUCACAUCAUUCACAUCAUCAUCCAGGAAUGGGUGGUAAUUUAGUUGUGUCUAGUAGAUCACAAAUAUUUACCUCACAAACAAAUUUACCACUUCAAAUUUUAACCGCAUCCUCAGCCCAGGAGGGACGCAAACCAAAGCUGCGACGUUUCAAUUCGCACGACACAUCGGCGAAUAUGUUUUCGGUAGCAGAUUUUGAGAAUGCGAGACUGGCGCGACGGAAUGAAAUUGAAUUGAAACAGCGAAUGCAGCAACAACGGAUGAAGAUGAAUUCGCUUAGUUCGGGGGGUGAUUGCUCAACCGGUGAUAGUAAAGGAUCUAAGUACAGUAAUGAUUCCCAAACGGAUCCUUUACCAGCUGAAGUAUUUCUUGAUCGUUACUCGCUACCGCGAGUCGUUCGGAUCUCAUACAAAAUGAAAUUUAGUCAUGAGACUUUGCAAUCAUCAUCGUCGAAUGGUUCAUCAACAUCGACGCAGUCAUCGACUGCAUCAUCAUCAGCAUCGGUGGGACAAAGCAAUAACAACAAUAAUAAUAACCAUCAUCAUCAUAAUCAACAUCAUCAUAAUGCCAAUAAUGGUAAUGGCAAUAAUAAUAACAAGAGCAAUAGUGAUUUUUUAAAAGAGAAUGGCGAAUUGUUUUUGUUGUAUCGGCUAAUACAACAAAGACACAUCUAUCAUGGUCAUAAUGCCAAAACUGGAGUGGCGCACCGGAAAAAAGGAGUUAUGAUACCACAAGAGUUUCCAGGCUACUUCUCUCUAAUCAAUGAGAAAGGCGUCCCCACAGCAACUCUCUACACCACCCUCAUCCAAUUAGUACGCGAACGUGUUUAUAAAUUCGUCUCGGUUGACAAUCUCCCAGCAUUUACCGAAUCUCAAUCGGCCGAAGGCUAUGCAGCUCGACCACAAUACAUCAAGACCACCGCCCGUGGUGGUCAAGUAUUUCGUUUGUUAGCAGUAUUCGAAGAUGGCAAACAACAAGAUUCAUCAGCAUCAUCCAACAAAAUCUCCAGUAAUUCUGGUCGAGAAAAAGAAAAAGGUCGUUACGCCCAAUUGCUAAAUGAAAAUCGUCAAGUUCUCUAUGUUUCCCUCUCGACCAAAGGUAAAUUCUAUGAAAUCGAACCUGGCGUUCCACAGAUUCUACAAAAAAUCAACAGCAAUUCCGAAGCACAAUCAAAGAAAGUCAAUCCGGAUUGUGUUCAUAGAAUAACUGCUCUCAUUGCACCGAACAAAGAAUUACCCAUGACAAUUCGCUACAUAUCCGGUCCAACUGGAACAGCCAAUUCGAUUCCGGAAAAUCUAACAAUCAGUCGAAUAACCAUGGAGAAUGUUGUAAUUGCUUGUCCCAUUGAGAGUGUAGAAGCGCAGAAUCCCCUGCAUCUGCGAAAAUUGCACAUCACUCCCGAAAUGAUUUUGGUCAAAUACCUGCUCGGCUUCGAGAACGAACAACGUAUGUUGGCCAAUCAAAAUGUCCAGAACAUCCUCAAGUUCUGUCAAUUCAAUUGUGAUCAGUUUUUGAAAAUGGUUGAAGUUGAAGUUCUACAUCGACCCGAACGUUCGGGCAGUAAAAGUCGUGUGGAUGGUUUGAAAAUUCUCAAACCUCUGAAUUUUCCAAAGCUUCUGCGUCGUGAAAAAACCUCCAUUGCCCACGAAAAAGAGGAUUCUAUAAUAUUUCUUAGUAAAAAUGAUUUGGCCAAUAUGGAAGCCAAAGAUGAGCAGAAACAAUCUUCUUCCUCAGGCCACAAUCGGAUCUCAGAAAAAAUGAAAGUAUUCCAGUCGACCAAGAAGAAAUGGUUCCGUCGCAAUGAUAAACACACAUCUUUGACAAGCUUAGACCUUGAUGUCCAGGCUAAGCGAAUGAGUAUGGAACGCUACAAUGAUAUGUCGAAGAUGUUACAAGAACGAUUUGGUGCUAAUUUGGAAACAGAAUCCAUUUCAGAACGCUCAACAUCCGAAAUUGGAAUCACUGAUCAGACCGAUUCUAAAAAACCACCGCUUCAGAAGAGUCUCAGUUUGCAAGAGGUCGAUCUUGUGGGGAAACCUGACCUUUUGCCUAAGAAUUUCACCGAAAGCAAUGACACUAUGAACGAUCACGAACAAGAUUAUGACGGUGAUGGGGAUGUAGAAAAUAAGCCACCACAAUCAUUCAUCACUCAAAAACUCUACACAGAGUUUUAUGUCAAAACUCGUCAAUACAGUAAAUCAUCAUCGAGUCUCCAUCAGUUAUUGCACUUCUCUGUGCCACAGAAGAUGAAUGUCAUCGAGACAAAGAACAAGAACCAGUUAAAAGAACCAAAAACCCCAACAUCUAAGAAACUUGAAUUCAACAUUGGCGAAGAAGUCACUACAACUGGAUUCAAUGCGGCCAGUCCUAGUGCUAUCCUCGACGAUCUGCCUUAUAGCAGUGUUCGAGAUUCUCUCCUGCUAUCAAGUGAUGAGUCUUCAAAUGAGUUAUGCUCUCCCAAUCCCGCCAAUAUGGCUCUAAAUCUCAUCGAUCACACCAAGGAGAAUAUCUAUGCGGAAAUCUGUCAUGGCGAUACAGUGACAAUCACCAAUGCUAAUAGUGGUUUUCGCAUAGAGUCGUUUUCGACAAACAAUCAAACAACCUCUACCAGUAUUGGAGUAUCGGACUACGGUAGUGUAGCCGGUCCCUCCGCCGUGAGUCGGGUGCAGAUAAAUUGCUCCAAUAGUCCGGUGCUAGGAAGCAGACCUAAUAUCAAUAGAUCUUCCACGACGGCAACAACAACCGUCGAGGAAGACAACAUUUACAACACUCUGAAAUGAUGACUCAAAGGUUGGAGAAUUAAGCUGGCGUCUAUAGUUUUGGCCCAUUGGGCGCCUGUUUAACGCAUUAAUUCUUCAUUUUGUUUUACAAAAAAUUGAUCAAAUGAUUUUGGGCUGUUUUCCCAUGAAAUUUUAUUUUUUUUUUUUAUUUUUUAACUUUUGUACUUUCACGUUUUUUUUUUAUUUAAUUUUAUUUUAUUUGAAAAAAAAAAUAUUAUAUUAUUUUUAAAUUUUUGUUUAUCAUUAUUAUUUUUUUUAUUUUUAACAAACACUCUGUAUUAUAUGAUGAUAUUAGAUAAUUAUUGUUUAUUUUUUCUUAUCUUUUUUUAUAAUAUUUUAUAUUUAAUGUAAAUAAUAAUCUUAGUUUUAAGUUUAAAUUUAUAAAUAAUUUUUUGGAUAAAGAAAUUUUGUAUCCAUUUUUUUUUUGUUUCUUUUAGUUUCUUUGCUUAUUAAAUACAAGUUAUAAUUUUUCCAUUAAUCUUAAUGUUUAAUUAAAAACAAAAUAUUUAACACAAUUCAAUUUUUUUGUUUUAUUUUUUAUUUUUUUUUAAGUUUCGUUGUGAAUUUUUUUUUAUAUUUUUUUUUUUGUGAAUUUUUUUAAACAAAAAAUAACAACAACUAUGAAAAAUCGUUCGUCAAUUAACCUCAAGGUUUCGUAAAAGAUAAUGCGCCUCAUAUAAAAUUUUUCAAAGUGGGGUUCUUAACUUAACCGAAAGUUUUUGACGACAGUAUUGUGGUAACGGGAUAUCUCAUGUAUCUUCAUUUUAAAAUUAAUUCUUAAAAAAAAAAACUAAACUAAAAUUAAAGAAAAGAAAAGGUAAAAAUAACAAAACCAUAUUUUGGGAAAUUUUGUAAGGACAGUGAGGUGUUUUUGUUUUCAAUUGGUUUUAAUUUUUUAACAAAUUUUUGCUCAGCUUAAAACCCAAGCUAUUGGUACCUAGAGAAAUUUUAUAAGUGAUAAGUAGGCUACUAAAAAUACACUGAAGCUAAACUUGUGCUAUCUAUCUCCUGCCUCCUUCUUCACAUGAUUUCAACUAAGCAGCUGCUGCUUGAAUACUCCUAUUAUUCACUCUUCCAAAGUAAAAAGGUUACCUUCAAUGUUUCGAAGAACUUGCGUUACGGUAUUGGCAUCCAGAGCAAGAAUUCAAUGGAUGAUUUUUGGAUCGCUAGAUUUUACGAUUUCAUUGAAGUGGGAGUUCACUGUGGCGUAUGCGUAACUUUUUUGUCUUGAAACAAUCAAACAUUUUCCUGUUAUUAUAUCAACUCCUACAACUGUUUUUUGAGGCAAAACAGACCGAAAAGACACAUAAAAAAAAGCUUUCAUGAGCGGCUUAUUGAACUUGGGCCGGGUCUGAUAGAAUCGAUAGUACUCUCAUAAAGAAAGUUUUUUUUUAGUAAUGUAUGUACAUUAAUAAAAACUCUUUCAUAAUAAAAUACAACAAAAAUGAACUGAAAACACUCACUGUCCCAAAUGUUUUACCUUAAAAAAAAAACUACAUAAAUAUAGAAUUAAAAAAGAUCUUGUAGAAUUAAUAUUAAAUAAAUAUUUUAAAUGUGUUUUUAAAUUUAAAAAAAAAUUAUAUAGAAAGAGUAAUAAAAUAAAUCAUAAAACAAAAAACAACUAACAACUCUAACAAACCAAAAUGGCAGCUACUUUUUUAAAUUGUACUACAAAAUGUACAUGAAAAUGUAUUUUUAAAUUUUUGAAAAAAAUGAGUUUAUUAAAAAAAAGUUAAAUCAUUCAUACACAAAACAAAAACAUCAUACAAUUAUUAUAAUUAAAAUUCUUAAAAAAAUUAUAUUAUUAUCCCCCAACAAACAAAUAAACAACAACAACAAAAAAAACACCUUGGUUUCUCGAUAGUUAUAUAAAUUUAAAAAAAAACUACGAAGCAAAAUAUAGAAAAAAAAUAAAUUAAAAAUUUUUAAAAUCGAAUCAACUCGGGCUGAAACACAUAGCACAAAACAUGUUCUCAAUUUCGAGACAGAAAGACAAAUAUUUACUAUCAUAAUCUCAUAUUUUUAAAAAAUGAAAAAUAAAAACACAAAAAAACAUGUAGAUAACUAAAUAAUUAAAUGUUUUAGGGCUUAAAACAAAAAAGAAACACAAUUAUGCAAGAAAAACAAUAUUAAAACAAACAAAAAAAUCACAUUUUAAAAUUUAAAAUUAAACUACAAAAAUUCUCAAAGCAAUUAUAUUAAUGCAUAAGAAGCGCAUAACAAAAAAUCGCUUUAAAUGUUUAACAGAAGAAAAAAAAUUAAUACAAAAUAAAUUUAACACUUUGUUCUUAAAAAAAAAAUUAAAAUACUAUAGUAGUGAUUUUUUAGAAUACAAAAUAUAACUAAAAGAAAAAUAAAACAGGCACAUUUUCUUAUUUAAUUUUUUUAUUUCUUUUUUUUUUGUUCAGUUAUGUACAUUGUAAUAUCCUGAACAACAAACUCAACUUUUAAGUUAUUAAACAAAAUAUUAAUUUUAGUAUGUAGGUAGUGGAUAGUAAAACUUACCACCUCUUCUCAUAAAUGUGAUAAAAAAACAAAAAAGUUAAAAAAUAAAAAAAAAAUAAUUUUUGACUUAUUCACAUUUAGCAUAUAAACAAAUAAAAUAUAAAAAAUAAAAUAAAACACAAAUAAUAUAUAUAUAUAUGUGUUUUACAUUAAAGAAACAAAUGAUAAUAAAUAAAUAAAAAAAAUAACAUUACUUAAUUUGCGACAGCUUUGAAAGCACGUGAUCGCUUCUUGUCCAAAGUGAUAUGUAGUUAGAGUUGAAUAUAAAACAAAAUAUUUCAUGAUAAAGGUUAAAAAAUGAUAAAAUUUAAAUUUUAAACAAAAAAUUAUUAACCAAAUAUUCAAAAAUAAAUGAAUAACAAGAAAAAAACACAAAUUUUACAAAUACAUUAAAUAUUAAUUCUAAACAAACAAGCAGACAGACAAUUCUUUGCAUUGUGAUAUAAAAAGAUAUAAAAUAAAUUAAUAUGAAGAAAACAAAAAA